Guillardia theta CCMP2712 is the source of this 1218-nucleotide messenger RNA. RefSeq lists its product as hypothetical. The record is from RefSeq and is a predicted model, not a curated record. The coding region runs from base 1 to 1218 and encodes 405 amino acids. NCBI's taxonomy places the organism in Eukaryota, Cryptophyceae, Pyrenomonadales, Geminigeraceae. The transcript is spliced from 6 exons.
AUGGCGACGAGAAAGACAAGAGAGCAUCCAGGACUUGCGAUCAACCACGGAGCUCCGUUGUUCGUGGUCGACGACCCCGAGUUCACGGGCCUGAUGGAGCGCUAUGUCUCCAAGGGAGUGGUGAAGGAGAGCAGCGCUCAAGUCUACUCGUUGGAUUGGAAGACCAAAGGGAUGGAGCAAGUGAAGAUGGCGAAGAAGUUUGUGGCUCAGCCUGACAUGACUUCUCUCUGUGAGUCCCUGCUUGAAGGUGUACAAGUACAGUACCAGACUCAGGUAUCGGAGAUUUCAAAGAGGGAUGGCGAGUGGGUCUUCUUCGACAAGGAGAAGAAGGAGGUUGGUAGAUUCGAUUGGUGUGUGGUCACCAGUCACACCGUCGGACACAAACGCUGGGAGCAAGUGUUCGGCUCGCCGCCGCCUCUUCAGAAGCUCAGCCAAGAGUUCCCAGCGCUCAACUCGCUGGUGGGAGAGCUGCAGGCUGUGAGAUCAUCGCCGGUCAUGGUGGCGAUGCUCGCCUACCAGGGGGAAGGAGCAGACAUGAUCGACUCUCUUCCGUUUGACGUGCUGGAUGUAUCCCAUCAUGAUGUGAUCUCACGAGUCAUCCGCAACAACGUCGGGGGAUUCUCCUCCCUGGUACUGCACUCCACCCAUGACUUCGCUCGCAAGUACGAGGAGGUCUAUGGGUCGACGAGUGCUGCUGCGAAGCUGUCGGACAGAUGGAGGUCGGAAGAGAACAAGGAAAAAGAGAAGAUUGUCCUCGAGGAGCUAUGCAGGAGCGGAGAGGCGCUGCUCAAGGAACUUGGCUAUGACCUGCCCAAGAAAGCUUCCUUCGGGCCGAUCCUUCAUCGAUGGGGCUCAGCCUUCUGUGCGGGAAGCUUGACUGAGACCUCCAACGAAGAGAUGAAGAUUGCUGUCUGCGGGGACUUCACAAGCGGCAGGCAUGAGCGGCCUUACCGCUGCUCACAAGAUCCUCUCGCGGCUCUGAGGUCUCCCAGGUGCUCGGGAAUCUGCUCGAGACAUCAAGACCCGGAGGCGUCUCGAUCGGUGCAUACCUCGAGGAAGCUGACGAUGGCUUCUGCUGGGGACAUGACGGAGGAGGUGGAGGCAGCGGAGGUGUUGACAGGCGAAGAGAUGUCUUCCUGGUCGAGCCUCUGCUCCACGCACCAAGACAUCAACAGAACGCCUCUCCACCAGGACGAGCUCACCGCAAGGAGAUCCUAG